This is a messenger RNA of Volvox carteri f. nagariensis, 2226 nucleotides long. RefSeq lists its product as uncharacterized. NCBI's taxonomy places the organism in Eukaryota, Viridiplantae, Chlorophyta, Chlorophyceae, Chlamydomonadales, Volvocaceae. The transcript has 7 exons. The coding region runs from base 1 to 2226 and encodes 741 amino acids. The record is from RefSeq and is a predicted model, not a curated record.
AUGGCCCAGGAGGAUGCGGGGCGACCCCUCCACAGCUCUGGGACCGACGGCAGGCAAUCCUCAGCGCUCGCAAGUCGCUCUACUCAGAGCCAUGCAAGCCCUAGCCGGGAAAGGCGGGCCACCAACAGUACUUAUAAAGUUGGCGAUGGGACGGAGUUUCCACGUUACUUCCUACAAAUUGGGCAGGACAUCAAACGGACGCGGGGAUACGAUAUGAUCCAGGAGCUUCAGCUCAUGGUGUGCAACAAGGAAACAGGCAUCAAAGGCAACGCGGCGCGAGCGCGUGUCAUGGUGCUUCUACGGGAAGUGCAGCCACCUUUUGGGUGUACGAGGCUAGGCUGUAUGUGCGGCCGUCAAGCACUUUUCAUAAAAGUUAGGAAUGGGCGCGGGGUAAAGCUUGCGAGGCAACGAAGUGACAUUGACAAACCACCCACAAAAUGCAUACAGGGAGUGUUGGUCGGUUUGGAGAACAAGGUGGACGCUCAGACGUACGACCUAGGGGUGUUCAACGUGGAGCGCUCCGAACUGAGAAAGGAGCUCCGAGACCAGAAGGCCAAGGAGUUUCAGCCCCUGCACACCAUCGACUUCCGCAGUACGGAGGUGAAGGACCUCCCCCACAAACUGAGGGCGCUGUUUGAAGAUAACCAGAUCCUGCGUGAGCAAGUACGGCAGCUGCAGUACUCUCUACGGAGCGCGGAGGCGCGUUUGGAGGUUUCGGAGCGGCGCGCAGCGGCGCUGGAGACGGAGAACUUGCAGCUGGGCAUUGCGCUCCGGGACGCGGGCAGCAGCGUGGACAUUGCGCACGACAUGAGACAGAUGCGCGAGGCGGCACGCGCGGCGGAGGCGCGAGCCAUGCAGCUGGACAUGCAGCUCAUGUCGGUGACGGAGCAGCUGGAGAGCGAGCGGCGGCUGGCGAUGCAGAAGGCUCGCCACGCGGCCGCCAGGCAGGCCAUGCUGGAGUCGCGGCUCGCGCAGGCGCUGAGUACGACGACCCCGCCGAUGAGCGGCCGGUUUGUUGGCGGCGGCGGAGGCAGCGGAGGAGGAACCGCCCGUAAAUCCAGCGCCCGGUCCGGCAUUGUGUACGAUCCGAUGUUCACGGACGACGGCGGCAGCUUCAGCGGCCGCGGCGGUGGUGGCGGCGUUGAGCCCAGUGGCGGGUCGGUGUACGCCGCGUCGUCCCUGCUGGAUGGCGGCACUGGCGGCGGCGGCGGCAUAGCCGCUGCUGCCGCUGCGGCGGCUGCCGCUGCUUUAGACGCGCGAUCUUCCGUGCAUUCGCGUGUACAUUCGACGGCCAGCGCCGGCGCCGGGAGGUCCAGCGCCGGGAGGGAGCGCUCCGUCAGCCCCCCUAGGAGCCCGAGCGGCCGAUCUAUCAGCCACAACCCGGGAAGUGUCAUUCCGACACUGUACCCGCUCUUCAAUGCAAAGCAGCGGCCGAUUCACGCUUUUUCAGGCGAAUCAGGGUCAUGGCUCAAUGGCACUACCCCCGGCAGCGGCAUCGUCGGCGCCGCCGCAGGCAGCAGCGGUAGCGGCGCCACCGGCGGCGGCGCCGCCGGAACCAUUAGCGGCAGCGGCUUGCCGCCACCGGCCGGUCUGGUCCGCAAUUCCAGCCUUACGGAUCGGCCUAUGGCUAGGCCGAGCAGCGGCGGCGUGGCCCAUGGGUCGACAGGUACGGCAAUCGAGUUAUUGCAGGAUGGACGGCCACCAUCGUCGACCUCGACGAGUACGAGCAGCCCUGGCGAACUGGUACGAGCGAUCAAUUCCUCGGCAGUGCUCACAUCUCGAACGUUGCUGCCAAGCGUUAGCGGCGCCAGCUCCGGUCGCCCGGGCGGCAGUGUCGCUGGCGGCGGCGGCGGCGCCGCGGCGCCGGGAAUUCUUGGGUUACGAGUGGGUUCGCUAGUCGGCGGCGGCGGCGCCAGCGGCAUUGCCGCGCUGCGGCGAAGCACAGGCAGCGAGGACCUGUCGCUUGGACUGGCCCCCGCCGGCGCCGCCGCCGCCGCCGCCACUGGCGGCGAGGCCACUGGCCAGGACCUGGUCGGCCGACCUGGCGGUAGCAACCCGGUUGAAGUGGAGGAGCCCGGCCGAGUGGGCGCUGGCGCUGCAGCAGCGGUUGAAGCGGUUGAGGCGGAGGGGGGAGCGGGGGGCUCUCGUCAGCUGGUGGCGGUGGUGGUGGCGGUGGUGGUGGUGGUGGUGGUGGAGCCGCCGCCUUUUUUAGGCGCGUUUUCCUAA